Messenger RNA from Eubalaena glacialis (North Atlantic right whale), 3612 nucleotides. It is a transcript of the gene ELMO2, whose product is annotated as engulfment and cell motility 2. Gene Ontology annotation, biological process: cell motility; actin filament organization. Lineage: Eukaryota; Metazoa; Chordata; Mammalia; Artiodactyla; Balaenidae. The transcript is spliced from 21 exons. The record is from RefSeq and is a predicted model, not a curated record. Bases 124 to 2286 code for a protein of 720 amino acids.
AGGCGGGGCGGGCGGAGGCUAGUGGAGCGGCGGCUGGGAGACCUGGGCGCGGGAGCUGGGCCUAGGUCGGUUCACUGGCAGCUGUGUCUGUGUGUCUUGGAGAAGCAGGGCCCAUUGGGAACGAUGCCACCACCAUCAGACAUCGUCAAAGUGGCCAUCGAGUGGCCAGGUGCUAAUGCUCAGCUCCUCGAAAUCGACCAGAAACGGCCCCUGGCGUCCAUCAUCAAGGAAGUUUGUGAUGGGUGGUCACUGCCAAACCCGGAGUAUUACACCCUCCGUUAUGCAGACGGUCCCCAGCUCUACAUCACCGAACAGACUCGCAGUGACAUUAAGAAUGGGACAAUCUUACAGCUGGCUAUCUCCCCGUCCCGGGCUGCACGCCAGCUGAUGGAGAGGACCCAGUCAUCCAACAUGGAGACCCGGCUGGACGCCAUGAAGGAGCUGGCCAAGCUCUCUGCGGACGUGACCUUCGCCACCGAGUUCAUCAACAUGGAUGGCAUUGUUGUGCUGACGCGGCUUGUGGAAAGCGGAACCAAGCUCUUAUCCCACUACAGUGAGAUGCUGGCAUUCACCCUGACUGCCUUCUUAGAGCUCAUGGACCAUGGCAUUGUCUCCUGGGACAUGGUUUCAAUCACCUUCAUUAAGCAGAUCGCAGGGUACGUGAGCCAGCCCAUGGUGGACGUGUCAAUCCUGCAGAGGUCCCUGGCCAUCCUGGAGAGCAUGGUCUUGAACAGCCAGAGUCUGUACCAGAAGAUUGCAGAGGAAAUCACUGUGGGCCAGCUCAUCUCUCACCUCCAGGUCUCCAACCAGGAGAUUCAGACCUACGCCAUUGCACUGAUUAACGCACUUUUUCUGAAGGCUCCUGAGGACAAGCGACAGGAUAUGGCCAACGCAUUCGCACAGAAGCACCUUCGGUCCAUAAUCCUCAAUCAUGUGAUCCGAGGGAACCGCCCAAUCAAAACCGAGAUGGCCCAUCAGCUGUAUGUCCUGCAAGUCCUGACCUUUAACCUUCUGGAAGAAAGGAUGAUGACCAAGAUGGACCCCAAUGACCAGGCUCAAAGAGACAUUAUAUUUGAACUGAGGAGGAUUGCAUUUGAUGCAGAGUCUGACCCUAGCAACGUCCCCGGGAGUGGGACUGAAAAACGCAAAGCCAUGUAUACCAAGGACUACAAGAUGCUGGGAUUUACUAACCAUAUCAACCCAGCAAUGGACUUUACCCAGACUCCUCCUGGAAUGCUGGCCUUGGACAACAUGCUGUACUUGGCGAAAGUCCAUCAGGACACCUACAUCCGGAUCGUCUUGGAGAACAGCAGCCGAGAAGACAAACACGAGUGCCCCUUUGGCCGCAGUGCCAUUGAGCUCACCAAAAUGCUCUGUGAGAUCCUACAGGUUGGGGAACUGCCAAAUGAAGGGCGCAACGACUACCACCCGAUGUUCUUCACCCAUGACCGAGCGUUCGAAGAGCUCUUUGGAAUCUGCAUCCAGCUGUUGAACAAGACCUGGAAGGAGAUGAGGGCAACAGCCGAGGACUUCAACAAGGUUAUGCAGGUAGUCCGGGAGCAGAUCACUCGGGCUUUGCCCUCCAAACCCAACUCUUUGGAUCAGUUCAAGAGCAAACUGCGGAGCCUGAGCUACUCGGAGAUUCUGCGACUGCGCCAGUCCGAGAGGAUGAGUCAGGAUGACUUCCAGUCCCCGCCCAUUGUGGAGCUGAGGGAGAAGAUCCAGCCCGAGAUCCUUGAGCUGAUCAAGCAGCAACGCCUGAACCGGCUCUGUGAGGGGAGCAGCUUCCGAAAGAUUGGGAAUCGCCGGAGGCAAGAGCGUUUCUGGUACUGCCGCUUGGCCCUGAACCACAAGGUCCUGCACUACGGUGACUUGGACGACAACCCUCAAGGGGAGGUGACAUUCGAAUCCCUGCAGGAGAAAAUUCCUGUUGCAGACAUUAAGGCCAUUGUCACUGGGAAAGAUUGUCCCCACAUGAAAGAGAAAAGUGCUCUGAAACAGAACAAGGAGGUGCUGGAGUUGGCUUUCUCCAUCCUGUAUGACCCCGACGAAACCUUAAACUUCAUUGCACCUAAUAAGUAUGAGUACUGUAUCUGGAUCGACGGCCUCAGUGCCCUUCUGGGGAAGGACAUGUCCAGCGAGCUGACCAAGAGUGACCUGGACACCCUGUUGAGCAUGGAGAUGAAGCUGCGGCUGCUGGACCUGGAGAACAUCCAGAUCCCCGAGGCCCCGCCGCCAGUGCCCAAGGAGCCCAGCAGCUACGACUUUGUCUAUCACUAUGGCUGAGCCCAGAGCCGGAGCUGACGGUACCCAGCAAGGGACUUGCGGCCCAGGAGGAACACUCACAGUCUGGUGCCUUGUCUUUUGCUUGUACAGAAUCUAUAGUGACCGUGGGGGCCAGUCAAUGCCAGUCACUCCUCAGACCCACCUCGGGCCACCCAGAGCUUCCUCUUGGUCCCUGCCCACUCUGAGUCGUGAAGGCAGGGUGCUCUGCCCUCCCCAUCACCGGGGAGCCUGGGGUCAGGCCGUGAGGAAUAAACAGCAGACGCCCUUGCCUUCCAGGCCAAGAAACUGCUUCUUGAACCGGAGUUAACAACGGCCACUCACCUUUUCUUCCUGAGCCUGCUCGCCAGUUGCCUGGAUCCCCAAGCGGGCAAGAGCUGGCCCAGGAAAGGCUGCCCCAGAGGACAGACGUGCUGGGCAUGUUGAGAGCCUUGGAGAGGCUGCCUUCGGGUGACCCGGGCCUGUGUCUCAGAUCUAAGUGGAAGCCUUGGCCUUUGCUCAGUAGAUGCCUUGCCCUUGCUUUUGCCGUCUUCGUGAGGGCUCACCUGGCCUCGUCCAGGGCCAACGUGCUGCUGAGGUUCAUCUCUGACAUCUCUGGUCUCCGGAGCCACCGGAUCCUCUUGCCCACGCAGUUGUCUGGGCAGAUGGACGUGUCUCCCUACAAGCUCUGUCUCUCAUCCUGGCAAGUCAGAGACAUGCAGGCCAAGUCCCACCCUCUUAGUCUCAAGGAAGAGCCCAGAUGAAGCCUGGGUCUAGACUGUGGUGAGGUCACUAGAUUCCACUCCCCUCCCGCCCCAUUUAUAUCUUUUCCUUCCGCAGGGAGAAACCUCCCACCUCACCUGAAUUGCGGCCCCUCUGGUUUGCUUUCCUUUGGCCUUCCAGACAUCGGGAGGUUAGCCUCCCUUGCUCCCUCCCCCAGUGCUGUGGUUUCUGCCAUUGGCCAUGAUUUCAGGGAGCCGGCUGGGGCCAGUGGAGGCCACAGCUGUGCCAGUGAGUCUUCCCUGGUGCUGUAGCACUUGUAAACCACACGCACAGCCCGUCUCCUUGGACACGCGUGGACACAGUGGCAUUCAGUAUUGGUAGCCUAGCAUGGUGGGUACUGCCCAAUGAAGAGUGUACUAUAUAUUUUCUUUACUAUAGGCCAUACUUAUACAGACAUGUAUAUAUAUUUAUAUAAGAUCUACCUAUCCUAGGAUGCAACGUUUGAGGGAAAAUAAAAUGGGAGGCCAAAAAAAAAGAAAAAGGUAACACUUCCAGUUGUGAGCCAAGAUUGUAACCUGAGAGUGGCCAGGAGCUUCCUGUCAGUAACCAUGUUUUCAAUAAAUACUC